Messenger RNA from Acanthocheilonema viteae, 363 nucleotides. NCBI's taxonomy places the organism in Eukaryota, Metazoa, Nematoda, Chromadorea, Rhabditida, Onchocercidae. The record is from the annotation of a GenBank genome assembly.
AUGAAACAGGAUCGCCUGGAAGAUGUACGAUCGAGAUUUUUUAGUAGCAUUAAUCAUGUACAAACAUUUCCCAAAACAUCAGUUCCACAGUUUGGAAAUGAGCAAAAAAUUAUACGAAGUUCAAGGAAUCUAAUCGCAAAUACAAAUAUGAAAAGCGCAUUUGUAACAGCGUCACAACUGUCAACAUCAAAACCUUUAACAAAGACGACCGCAUCAUCAAUUAAGCCUACAACGUUCUCAGCGGUUAAGGAAGAUGUCGCUGUUGAUUAUUACGAUGUUUACGAUGAAAAUUUUGAUAAAUCGAAACAUGCAAGCAGACAAGGAAUAUUAGGCGGAGUAUCUGAUCUCUUGCAAAAUAUUCAG